UCAUCGCGCACGGACAGCAUGAACAUCUAUUACAUAGACGUGAGUGUUUACUGGCAGUUUCUUCGUUAUCUUGUGAAAAAUCGUGAUAUUUUUGGUUUCAAUUACACUACAAUGUGAUCGAUUAUUAUUUUUAAAUAUGUGAUAAAUUUUCUAAAAUAUUAUUUGUAAAAAAACUGUUUACACUUUGUAUUUCAAGUUCAAAAGCAAUUUGAAUUUGAAAUUUAAAUUCAAAAAUUUAUUAUAUUUCAAGUGUUUAAGAAAAUGUGAUGAUGAUUCUUCAAUAAUUUAUAUCAAUAAAAGUUUCAGAAUUUGGUGAUAAUCACGGUAGACGAAGGGGACACAAGUGAACAAGCGCUGUGAAACGAUGCCGUCAUCUAAUCUAACGUGAGCCGCGCCAUCAGAGCGGAUCUUCUUUGUCGAGUUGCGUAACACGCAACGAUAGCGAGAGCGUACACAGAAGACGGUGAAAUAUAACGAGUGAAGCAUUGGUCUGGCUAGAUCAAGAUCAAGCGGCCUGGCGGGAGAUCCUUCUCGAGAUCAUCGGGAAUGACGACCAUUCGAUUUGGGCCGAUGAAACGACGCCGAGAGGAAGACGUUUCAACGGCGGUACCAGAAUGACAACGACCAGGACGGUGGUCGGGAUCUCGAGGAUCCUGGUCCUCGUGCCUGUCACCGUCUGCGCGACCAUUUCUUACGUCACUGAACAACCGCCGCGAUGCAGCAACCGAACACCGCCACUUCAGACAUUGGCGAAAUGUCAAUACGACGCUGAUUGUAUGAAGAAUGCUUAUUGCUGGAACCAGGAAGCCUGUUUGUGCAAGGAAAAUUACAUUGUCUAUAAAAAUCGCACGCACGUGGAAUGCCUCAAAGUUGCGAAUGCUAUCGGAGAUCCUUGCGAGGCGGACGUUCAGUGUCGCGUGACCUUCGCUCCUUACUCGGAGUGCCGACAAAAUAUCUGCCAAUGCUCCGAUGGUUCUCACUACGUGGAAGGAAGGUGUUACGAGUCUGUAGGUCUAGGAGAGCCUUGUCAAACGCACCGGAACUGCUACAUCAGAGAUAGUUACUGCGUGACAGGAUAUUGUGCGUGUACUUUGAAGUAUCAUCCUAAUCCUCGCAAUGAUGGUUGCAUACCAAGUAUUGAAUUAGGGGAAAAAUGUUUCAAGGAUUACGAAUGCGUGGCGGAGAAUUCGAGAUGCAUCGAUAUUUGUUCGUGCAAAGUAGAUCAUGUACUAUCGAAGGAUGGCAAACAAUGUCUGAAAGUUCGCAAUUCUGUGGGGGAAUCGUGUCAAGAGAAUUCUCAAUGCCAAUUAGGCAUCAAAGAUUCUGAAUGUGGACCUGAUGGUAAAUGCAGUUGCAUUGAGAAUUUCCAUCAACGAGGCUCCGUAUGUUUCAGAGAUAUGAUGUUGAACGAUCGAUGUCAAAGUCAUAGAGAUUGCGUCACCAUUACUUAUAGGCAUUCCAACAUUACCGAAGUGAUGAACGUCGAUUGCAUAGACAAUACAUGCGUUUGCGCCAAGGAUUACAUUAUGUCAAAGGAAUUAUACGAUUGCAUCCGAUAUAGCGACAAUGGCGCUGAAAGUACAAUUUCUUGGCAACAAAUUUUUCGAAUUCUCCCUUUUAUAUUUUUCACGACUUUUUUGAUACUUUGAGCAUCGUGCUAUUAGAAAAAAGUAAUCUAAAAAAA
Molecule: messenger RNA, 1684 nt
Organism: Apis dorsata (giant honeybee)
Lineage: Eukaryota; Metazoa; Arthropoda; Insecta; Hymenoptera; Apidae
Exons: 9
Coding region: 615-1649 (344 amino acids)
Source: RefSeq, a predicted model, not a curated record